Molecule: messenger RNA, 510 nt
Organism: Bactrocera latifrons
Lineage: Eukaryota; Metazoa; Arthropoda; Insecta; Diptera; Tephritidae
Product: cytochrome c-2-like
Exons: 1
Coding region: 137-460 (107 amino acids)
Biological process (GO): mitochondrial electron transport, ubiquinol to cytochrome c; mitochondrial electron transport, cytochrome c to oxygen
Cellular component (GO): mitochondrial intermembrane space
Molecular function (GO): electron transfer activity; heme binding
Source: RefSeq, a predicted model, not a curated record
UGUAACGUUUUACGAGUAAAUUCUAUAAAAGUCAGUUUUUGAUUUCCUAUUCAACUUUGAUUUGCUUUCCCGAUAUUCUGCUUAAUUACCAUCUUUGUGCAAUACAAAAAUUGAUUGAAGCGUAACAUUUUACACGAUGGGUGUUCCAGCUGGCAAUGCGGAGAAUGGAAAGAAGGUUUUCAUGCAAAAAUGUGCCCAAUGUCAUCCGAUUGAGAAGGGUGCUCGUCAUAAGGUUGGACCAAACCUGCAUGGAGUAGUUGGACGUAAGAGUGGUUCACUCGGUGAUUAUAAAUAUACGGAUGCAAAUAAAAGUAAAGGUGUGACUUGGACUGAAGACGCAUUAUUCGAGUACUUGGAGAAUCCCAAGAAAUACAUACCAGGCACAAAAAUGGUAUUUGCGGGAAUCAAGAAGGCCGAAGAACGUGCCGAUGUGAUUGCCUUUUUAAAGAGCGCUAAGUAAAAUCCAUAAUUAUUGAAUCGCAUUCUGCUAUAUUCAUAAAAUAUUAUAUG